Molecule: messenger RNA, 825 nt
Organism: Mycena indigotica
Lineage: Eukaryota; Fungi; Basidiomycota; Agaricomycetes; Agaricales; Mycenaceae
Exons: 4
Coding region: 1-825 (274 amino acids)
Cellular component (GO): membrane
Source: RefSeq, a predicted model, not a curated record
AUGUCGUCGUAUCCUGUUCCACCCCCUUCCUAUGGAGCUGCCCCAAAACAAACCCGUGAUGAGGCAGCGGAGCCGCUGCUCGCUGGGCCGUCCCGGUCAAACAACGCCAUCUUCGACCAACCAGACGGUGACCUCCAUGACGUGCCCGACGACUUCAAGUACGGCACCACCGUCUCCGACAGCUCCCCCCAAAUCCGCCGCGCCUUCGUCCGCAAGGUCUUCACCAUCCUCGUCUGCCAGAUAUUCGCCACCGUCCUCUUUGGCGGGCUGUUAUCGCAGAACAAGGAGGCGGUGGCCUGGGUCCAGCAGAAUGUGUGGGCCUUUUACGUCCCGCUCUUCGGGACCCUUGUCGCGCUCGGCGUGCUCUACUGGAAGCGCCAUUCGUUCCCGACCAACUUCAUCGCGCUGAGCGUGUUCACGCUGCUCGAGGCCGGCACUCUUGGGGUGGUCGUCGCGUUCUACGACAACCUCCUUGUCCUCCAGGCUCUUCUGAUCACGCUCGGCGUCUUCAUCGGCCUGACCCUCUUCACCCUCCAGUCCAAAUACGACUUUGACGGUCUGGGCCCGUUCCUCUUUGGCGGCCUCAUCGCCCUUUGCAUGACCGGCUUCAUCGGCCUGAUCAUCCCGUUCGGGCAGACGAUGGACCUCAUCUACGCCUGCGGCGGGUGCCUGAUCUUCUCGGGCUACAUCGUCUACGACACCUACCUCAUCAACGCCCGCCUCUCGCCCGACGAGUACAUCAUGGGCGCCGUCUCCCUCUACCUCGACUUUAUCAACCUCUUCCUCAGCAUCCUCCGUCUCCUCAACAACUUGCAAGAGCGUUAA